CGUGCCUUCGGUAGGAAGAAAGAGGGAGACGCCGGACGGAAGUCGCACUCUCCGUCCACAAGCAGCAGCCGCUCCGCGUAAGUGGUAGUUUGGUAAAUAGAUUAUGCACUAAGCACCCUCCUCAUCACUUACUUAAUGCUUAAUCCCCCACGCAGCCACCACCCUGCUCCGAUACUUACAGCACACACUUUAAUCCUGUACUAAUUCAUACCACUUUCCUUAAACCCCCUUCCUUUUCCGCGCCUUCCCCAUUUCCGCCCACCCCGCAUCCCGAUCACAUCGCCAAAGAGGCGAGAGGAAAAAUUUCGAAACCCAAACCCUAGGUGCUCGCAGCCGCGAGCGCCAUGAAGAUCCCGUUCGUGACCAAGUGGUCGCACCGAUCGAGCGAGCACGCUGGGCCGUCCAAUUCGGCAGCGGCGCAGCAGCAGGAGCAUCAGCCGCCGCCGUCUCCGUCGGGGUCCUCGGCGCCUGUGCCCGCUGCGGCAACAUCUCCUUCGCUCCCCGUGGCGGCGACGGGGGCGGGAGGGGACGACUUCAUUUUGCAGGAGGAGGAGUACCAGAUGCAGCUGGCGUUGGCGCUGUCGGCGUCGGCGUCGGCCUCGGGCGGCGAGGGCGCGGGGGAUCCCGAUGGGGAGCAGAUCAGGAAGGCGAAGCUGAUGAGCCUCGGGACGGGCGACACGGUUGCUGUCAGCGAUCAUGGUGGGGGAGACACUGCAGAGUCGCUGUCCUGCCGCUACAGGGACUAUAACUUUCUUGAUUACAACGAGAAAGUUAUUGAUGGAUUCUACGACAUAUUUGGCCUCUCUAUGGAAUUGUCUGGGCAGGGAAAGAUACCAUCACUGGCAGAGCUUCAGAUGAGCAUUGGGGAUCUUGGAUAUGAAGUGAUUGUGGUCGACCAUAAAUUUGAUCAUGCCUUGCAGGAGAUGAAGGAAGUAGCAGAAUGCUGUUUGUUGGGCUGUCCUGACAUUACAGUAUUGGUGCGACGAAUAGCCGAAGUUGUUGCCGAACAUAUGGGUGGUCCAGUGAUAGAUGCAAAUGAAAUGAUUACAAGGUGGUUGAGCAAAAGCAUUGAGCAGAGGACAUCACAUCAGACGAGCCUGCUUCACAUUGGCAGCAUAAAGAUAGGCUUGUCUCGUCAUCGUGCCUUACUUUUCAAGAUUCUUGCUGAUAGUGUUGGUAUCCCAUGUAAGCUGGUUAAAGGGAGUCAUUACACUGGUGUUGAAGAUGAUGCUAUUAACAUUAUAAAGAUGGACACCAAAAGGGAGUUUUUGGUUGAUGUUAUGGCUGCUCCAGGGACUCUUAUUCCAGCAGACGUCUUUAAUCCAAAGGGUACUUCAUUUAACAUCGGUCAAACAUUGGGUCAGAAUCAGGUGGCCGAGUCAGCAAGUAACAUCGAAGAUGACCCAGUUGCAUUACAGUCUGAGCAUAAACGUAACCAAGGUUGGAUAGACGAUCAAUCAGGCUACGGGAAUACAAUGACUACUGGAAGUAGUGCCAGCGAACUUGGGAUAUUGCCCCCUCAGAUGCAAUUAGAUCAAACAUCGACUUUUGCUGGCACAACUUCACAGCAGAAAAAGAAUUUGCAAUUAGUUCCUGACUCUCAUGAAACUCAAGAGUCCAAAAAAUUAUUUGCGGAGUUUGACCCUUUCAAUGCUACUGAAUCUGGGAAAAGUUCGCUGGCAUUCAAGAGACUAAACAAUAGAAACAAUGAAUUCCAAAGGCGCAGAGAGAAUAUAGCCCCAGUAUCCGGAAGAUCUCAACAGCCAUUGGUGAUGAAAAACUGGUCUGCUUGCAAUGACAUUUCAAACAACAAGCGAUAUAAUGUUGCUGAGGGGUCAGUUUCUCGGAGAAAUGCCAGCAACAAUGCUGCAUCGUCGUCUCAGUUGGCAUUGUCAACUGCAAGACAUUACAAUUUGAAUGUUAGAGAGCUAAACGAUGGGUUGUAUGCAGCACCUGCUUGUAAUUAUGACAAUAGGAUGGUUGGUACCUCAGCUAUGACAGCAGCAUCAACUGGAGAGCACCUUGACAGAUCACGUGUGCCACCUGUCCUUUAUUAUGACAAGAUGCUGGGCACCUCUUCUGUAAAUGCAGCUUCCACUUCCGAAAUUGGGAAGGUUGCAGAAAAGAGCCCUCGUAAUGAUCUGGAAAAAGGCCCUUUCUAUCCUAGAUUUGACGGUCAAAUAUCCAGUCGUGCGCAAGGAUUUUCUCUGGAAGGGGAGGAACACAAGGAAAACUGUGGCAGGAAUGACCACAAAAGGUUACAUGCUGAUCCAAGAAAGUCCCCUCUUGACAGAUUCAUGGGCAUGCCACGGCAGUACCCAGAAUGUGUUUCUCCAUCGCAAGUUGGGUCAAGCACGGUUGACAUGGUGUUGGAUGAAGUGUCUGAAUGCGAAAUCCUCUGGGAAGAUCUUGUAAUCGAUGAAAGGAUUGGCAUAGGUUCAUAUGGAGAAGUCUACCAUGCUGAUUGGAAUGGAACUGAAGUAGCUGUAAAGAAAUUCUUGGAUCAGGAGUUCUAUGGUGAUGCGUUAGAUGAAUUUCGUUGCGAAGUGAGGAUUAUGCGUCGGCUCCGUCAUCCAAAUAUUGUUCUCUUUAUGGGUGCAGUAACACGGCCUCCACACUUAUCUAUUGUAUCAGAAUACCUUCCAAGGGGAAGUUUGUAUAAGAUUAUUCAUCGUCCUAAUUGCCAAAUUGAUGAGAAGCGGAGGAUUAGAAUGGCCCUUGAUGUGGCCAGAGGCAUGAAUUGUCUUCAUACCAGUGUACCAACAAUUGUUCACCGGGAUCUAAAAUCACCGAACUUGCUGGUUGACGAUAAUUGGACUGUUAAGGUCUGUGAUUUUGGACUUUCACGUUUGAAGCACAGUACAUUUUUGUCAUCAAGAUCUACUGCUGGGACUCCCGAGUGGAUGGCACCAGAGGUUUUGCGGAACGAGCAAUCAAAUGAGAAGUGUGAUAUUUACAGCUUUGGUGUCAUCUUGUGGGAGCUAGCAACACUACGAAAGCCAUGGCAGGGGAUGAACCAAAUGCAAGUUGUGGGCGCAGUUGGCUUCCAGGACCGACGACUCGAUAUUCCAAAGGAAGUUGAUCCUAUAGUUGCAUCGAUCAUACGUGAUUGCUGGCAGAAGGAUCCAAACUUGCGUCCUUCUUUUAGCCAAUUAACGAGCUACCUGAAGACAUUGCAAAGGCUAGUAAUCCCAACACAUCAGGAGACAGCGAACAACCAUGUACCUUAUGAAAUAUCUCUAUACCGGUGAACAGCGCGUUUCUACCUGGGGCUGUCGUACACCAACUGUGAAUAAGGAGUACUUAUGAUUUUGUCGCCGUAUGUGGGUCCAGUAGUCUGCAAAUGCAUGGCUUGAUUGAGAACCCUAGUCCCAUUCUAGAUAGCGCUCAUCCUGCUGUUGCAAGAAAGCUUGCCAGCAGAGUAUGUACAGUACAUUAUAGGCCGAUCGGAUGUAACAGCCAGAGGAUAGAAUCAUAGCUGGUAGCUGUAUCUUGUUUUUCAUUUGUGGCCAGUUGUGUCGCGUGGGAAACAUGCAUUCUGGAUACCAGAGGGAGGUCGUUCAGUUGGCUUACAAAUAACAAGCUGGCCGUCUGGUCGUCCAUUCUAUAUUGCGUGGUUGAUUCAUUAAAGCCAUGUCUAAAUAAAUGCCAUUACAGCUA
Messenger RNA from Brachypodium distachyon (stiff brome), 3660 nucleotides. Its product is annotated as serine/threonine-protein kinase EDR1. Gene Ontology annotation, biological process: protein phosphorylation. Bases 345 to 3251 code for a protein of 968 amino acids. The transcript is spliced from 13 exons. Gene Ontology annotation, molecular function: protein kinase activity; ATP binding. NCBI's taxonomy places the organism in Eukaryota, Viridiplantae, Streptophyta, Magnoliopsida, Poales, Poaceae. The record is from RefSeq and is a predicted model, not a curated record.